Messenger RNA from Monomorium pharaonis (pharaoh ant), 5259 nucleotides. RefSeq names its product sarcolemmal membrane-associated protein (gene Slmap). Lineage: Eukaryota; Metazoa; Arthropoda; Insecta; Hymenoptera; Formicidae. The record is from RefSeq and is a predicted model, not a curated record. The transcript has a single exon. The coding region runs from base 947 to 3481 and encodes 844 amino acids. Gene Ontology annotation, molecular function: protein binding.
CGAACCAUUGUAUUUUCACGGAGCAAGUCCGCCGUGCGCGAUAUAUUUCGUUGGAGUAUUCGAGCAUCGAGGAGUACCGCGGCAGUGUCGAUUUGCUGUCGUCGAUUCAUUGUUCCCGUGGGUGCCGACGCUCACCGACGCCGUGUGUCCGGCCGACGACCGACGGCCGACGGCCGACGGCUGGCCAGGCUGGCGUGCAUGGACGGAAUCGCUGGCAUGAGAGCACCAUAAUACACGGACACGUUCUCCGUGCAGGUGGAGGAGGAGGAGGAACAGUCCAGGACGACAUUACGACGGAGAAACGGAUUUUCGAUUUUGAUCCCGGACUGGGAUUCGAUUCGAGUUGAUCGCAGCGCGGCGCCCUUAUCGGACCAGUCUUUCUUGGAAGGCCAAAGACACUCGCGCUUAUCGAACGAAGGUGGAGGAAGAGGGAAGGAGAGAGAGAGAGAGAGAGGGGGGGAAAAGAGAGAGAGAGAGAGACAGACAAAACGGAUUUUCUUGACUCGAAAAUAAGGGAGACGCGGAGUGACGGGCGGCGGUGCAGUGAUAUUUCAUUGAGGAAGAAAAACAUGCCGGACACGAUGUCGUCACGCCUCGUCGUGUCGGGCAUCGACAGGUUCCGAAAGGUCACCGAGGAAUCCUCGUGACCGAGCUCGAGGAGUAGUGCGCUUGUGUACCCUCUCAACGUUUGAUGUGAAGUGAAGCGAACGUCUCGCUCUGUCGCGUUUAUAUCCAGCUGCCACGAUCACGGUGUGUCGCCACGAUAUAUCUCGAAGCUGACAAUUUUUUUGUUUUUCUUUUCGCUGCUAUUGCGCUCCAGUGCAAUCUCCGGUGAGAUUGCGACGGAAGAAUCGCGAUUACGUGAUCCGAUUUCGAAAAGCUCGUGAUAGAACUCGUCCUCCAAUAUAAUUUGCUCGGGUUAUUAUUACCAUCAUCCAUCUCGGCUAUGGUUGUAGCUAGCAGCGGUGGUUGGGUACAAAAUGCCAGUUCGCCCGCUGGGCAGAACAAUUCCAACCUGAGUUGCCAGAAUAAUACGCAGAACAACAAUAACAAUAACAAUAACAACAACAAUAACAACAACACCCAUCAUCACCAUCACUACAACAACAACAGCAGCAGCAGCGAUAGCAGCAACAAGAUGACCGCGAAAGGCGUCUUAAUCUGCCGGGACAAUUCUCAUCCCUUUCAGGAGCGCACGCUAACAUUGGAGCAGCCGGUAAAGAUCGGUCGUUCGGUGGCGAGGGCGAGAGCCGCGACGAAUAACGCAAUCUUCGAUUGCAAAGUCUUGUCUAGGAAUCACGCGCUGCUCUGGUACUCCUCCGGUAAGUUUUACCUGCAGGACACGUGUAGUAGCAAUGGUACUUUCGUGAAUAAUCAGCGACUGAGCGCCUCCGGGCUGGAGUCGACGCCAAAGGAAGUCUGCUCCGGGGACAUUGUGCAAUUUGGCGUGGACGUUGUGGAGAAUACGAAGAAGGUCACCCACGGGUGUAUAGUCGCAACCUUGAAGCUUUAUCUGCCGGACGGGAAGGAAGCCAAGGCCAGUCUCAGCACCUCCGUCAGUUCACCCGCCGGGAAUGUAUCUCUCGAGGAUCUCUACAAGCUCAAUCAGAUAAUGCAAGAGGCGUCCAGGCGGGAGAAGGCUCUGUAUUCGAAGCUAGGCUAUCUACAGCAAUUAGUGGAGAACACUCGGAAAGCCGCCAACCAAUCGUGGAAGGCACUGAUCACCGAGGACCGUUUACUAUCGUGGGUAAUGACCGUCGAGAGUCAAUUGACGGUGUAUUCGAAGAAUUAUUCCGAGGACAAGAUCAGAAACGAGCUCGCGAAGCUCCAGGAUGAAAAGGCGCAGUAUCAGAAUGCCGCCAAAGAAGCGUUGCAGAAGGUCUUGCAGGAGAAAUUGGAGGUCACUCAGAAACUGGUGCAAUUGGAGGGACGUCUCAACGAAACGGAGGAGGAGUGCCAGAGUUUACACAACGUAGCCAAGUAUACUCAAACGGAGCUUCAGGAACUCGGCGCGAAAUACGCGGAAGCGCAGAAGAAGCUCCAAGAGACCACCAACAAACUCGUCGAGAGCGAGGAGAAGAUCAACGACGUGCUGCUCAGCACGGACCAAGAGAAACGAGACCUCACCAAGCGGCUCGAGGAUCAGUCGAAAAUCGAGAAGAAUUUGCGAGCGAGGUUACACGAUUCCCGUUUAGAUUCCGUCAAUAUUUACAAGCAGAUCACCGCCUUGAGAAAUUACGCGCAGACUCUGCGCGAUAUGAACUUGAAGCUGGAGGUCGGCGAGAAUUUGGAUUUUAAGACCGAGGAGGAUCCCAUAGAGGCUAUAAACACUAUUCUCAACAAAUUGAAUUCUAUUCAUGUCGAUAAUACCGAAGUGGACAGUGAGAUUAAUUUUUACUUCACCAAGACAGGCGAGCAGGACAAUCAGUUUAAUUCGUCAGUGGAUGUGGAUCCGAAGUUGAAAUCUGAUUCUUUUACCAAAGAUGAAAUGGGCGACUCGCAGAUGACAGCCGACGACAGUCUCACGGCACAAUAUAUCCUGCCACCGCCGUUAUCGUCCAGGCGGACCUUAGUUAAUGGAAACUUAGCCAAUUUAGACAACGACGAUACUAACGGAGACUCCGAGGGCACCAACUCCGAAGCGACCGACACGUGCGAUAUGAUUAUGAAUGAUGACACGAGCGAGAAGAGCGUCAUAGAGGACAAGAGGGAGGAACAAACGUCCAAGCAGGCAGCAUCCGUGCCCUGCAACAUGCAAGAAGUACGUGGAUUCGUAAAUGCCAAACGCCAUGGCAAUCAACAACAAUCGGAGGUACAUUUCGAGUCGAUGAAACAAAUUGCCAAAGAGGAUAAAGUCGUGGUGAUUCCGACGGAUGAAGCUGCCUGUGCGAACCCCGAAGAUGCAUUGGACAGUUCUGUCGUUGUCUCUGCGAUGGAUAAGCGCGAUAAAAGGGACGAGCGGCAACAACAGCAGCUUCCAAACAAUGAUAUCGUGCCGGAAUGCGACGAACGCACAGAGGGAGAUUACGUUAAAACUUUAAAACCCGUCACAAAGAACGAUACAACGAUGCAACAAGCUUUCCAAUCCAGAGAUUACAUCCUGCAGACGUUUAUCGGCUCUCUGGAUUCGUUGAGAGGCGAAGAUAGCAUGGAGGCGCGACAGAUAGUGCAAAGGGAGCUGGAGGAAUUGAAGGACUGGCUGAUUCAUGAGCCGAACGAGAUUGUCAUCGGUAGACUGAGGGAUCUGUAUUAUCGCGCGAAGAAUGAGGCGCAGCGAAUGCAGGAGAUCAACGAGGAGCUAGUUAUAGUGAAAGAAAAGUACAACGCAUUUGUCGAGGAGAAAACGGAACUGUCCAAGAAAUACAUGUCCCUUAAGUCACAGUGCGGCGAUCUGCUGAGUGCGACUUACACCGUGCCGAUACAUUAUGUCGCACCUAUCGCGAUUAUGCUAGUGUGGAUGCUGUUGGAGAAAAUGUUCUAAUCGCAUCUCUUUUUCCUUUGCCGCGUCUAACAUUUCCUGUACAUAUAACACGCGCUACGGCGCAACUUUUAUCCUUUUCACAUUUUAUUUUAUUUUUUUUAUAAUAUCGACUGUAAUUGACUGUAAAUUUCGUUAAGCUUAUCCGUUUUGUCGUUUUGAAUUGAUCACAUCGUACACAAUUUAAUGUUUUUAUACAAAUGAUCGUUAAGGAUUGUACACACACACACACACACACACACACACACAUUUACGCGCGCGCACACACAUAAUCAUAUAUAUGUUAAAGUUCCCGAAUCGAGUCUCGGGGUUAGAGAUAGGAUGUCAUUCACGUUAUAAAGUGCGACGUUAAUCAAGAACAUGUCGUGUUAAUACGCCUUAAAGAGGAGCAAGAUCAAAGACGUGACAGAAAUUGCGUUCAUUGAAUUGUUCAUAUAUAUGUAUAUCUCGAACAUGGAAGCUCGAUUUUACGCUCUCUGGAGAGUAAAAGUAGUUGGAGGAAAUGUAAGCACGAUACCACGUAAAAUGUUCAACAUGCUGCCAAGCUGCUGAGUAUCAUAUACGGCUCAAUUUUAUAAAUAUAUAUUAUGUAUUUCGUUGCACGUUUGCUUGUUUAAGCUGUAUGUUUUCUAUAGUACAUUCUAAAGGUUAAAAUAUGUAUCCUUUAUACUGCGAAUGUAGAAUUUAUGAGAAUACUCUCCCACGCGUCUUAAAACAAAAACACAAAUUACAUACAUUCGCACACACUCUCGUUUUCGAUCGUUCAGAACUUUCCUCGUACAUUUGUAAAUAAUUGUAGAAAGCGAAUUCUCCUUUGCGCGCGCAACUAUACAUAUUCAUCAUAUUUCUCUUUUCAUUCGAGUUAGAUAACAUGCUUUUUUUCAAGGUCUUUAAUUGAGGGUAACUUAAAGAUUUGGGAACGAUCUUUGCAGGGAAGUGAGAGGUGGGAGAGAGAGGGAGAGAGAGAGAGAGAGAGAGAGAGAGAGAGAGAGAGAGAGAGAGAGAGAAAAAUGAUUGAUUAUUGCGUAUACAUUAGGGUGAGUAUGUAUCUUGCAGCGUACUCUCGCUUCUCUUUUGAUCACGAGUUUAUUUCUCGGAUGCAAAAUUUCACCGUGAAUGUCACAUCGUUGUCUUGCCCUGAAUCUUUGACCCUUCUUCAAUUUUCUUUCCUUCGUAUACAUGUAUACAUAUUAGGUAGCAUGACAAUAUAAAAAGCAUAUCUGUUUGAGUGACCUAAUAAAAUAAUAAGGGCGCGCGCUGGAUACGUAUGUAUUUCGCAAAAGCGAAUUUCUCAGCACUCAGUACCAUUCUAUCGAUCCUACCUUGGAAUGGCCUUGAUAUCGUCUAAUAACGUCUAAAGCGAGAAGAUCCAAUAUAACUGUAGUUUUCUAUAUUAAUUCUUUUGAUACGAAACUCUAACGGAAAUUGACAGUAUUUUCUUAAUUCGUUAGUUUAGUUUAGAGAGUGCCAUGUCUAUUUCUACCGCAUUAUAGAUAACGAAUCAUUAUGUGUCACGAUGUGAGCAAAGAUGUACAUGACAUUUUCCCCCAAAAAAUAAGCCGCUCGCUCGCUUGCUCGUUCGUUCGUUCGUUCGUUCGUUCGUUCGUUCAUUCGUUUCUUUAUUCGCGAGCUCGAUUAUUCUUGAUGGAUCAAGCGUAUAUAUAAAAUUAUCAAAGUACAUAUAAAUAAAAAUGCUGUAUAUAGUUAUGUUAAUAUAAUCUUACUACUGUAAUAGUUAUUAUACGAAAAGGGGAAAUAAAAGCUAAAUUAAUUAAUUAAAA